ACCGACCUCCUCCUCCCCUCCUCCAUGACCUGCUGCCGGUAGUCAUGGUCUCGUCUCCAGGCCUGUUCGAAAACAUCCCUCCGCGUCCCCCCACCCCUCCACGCGACACCGACCGCGCCGUUGCAGACGCCCUGGACUUCUUGUCCGACAGCUUUGAGACCGAGCAGGCCAGCGUGCCCACGCCUCUACGACUAGACGCCGCCCCGGUCGUCAACACCCCUCCGCGCCGCUCUCCUUGCUCCUCCGUCGACCAGACUGCCAGCCGCUCAAAAGGCCGCUCCAAAAAGGUAGAUUUUUCGCCAUGGACCGACUACCAUAAGGCCGACGACUACUUCGCCCGCCGCAAGUCUCACAACGCCGCUGCCGCCGCCGCCUCACCUUUACGCCCACUGCCGCAACCGAGGGACCCCAAGACCCUCAAAUCCAUUCUCAAGCCCCACGAGCCUCCGCUUACAUACGACUCCGAUUCGGCUUCGCAGUCCCCGCAUAAGUAUGGAAAUUUCGCCGAAAUGCUCGAGGCAAUGGUCAAGCAACUGGCUGGAGGAUCGCGGCCUCACAAGCUCGAUUCAUACGUCACGCUCCUGAGCACACUGAAGGCCUAUGAGGACAAACCGGAUAUGAACGCGCUCAUAAAUAAGAUUGGCCUCUUGACGCAAUUCAUUCGCCGGGAUAUUGCGAUUGUCAACGAGAACACCGAGCGGCAGGAUUGCCAAUUGGCGGUGCAAGCGCUGAAGUUGCUAAUAGCACUAAUGCGCCUUCCUGCAGUCGCUGAUAAGAUCCCGGAAGAUUUCCAGACCUUUUUCCUCGACCGCUCAAUCGAACAAUUUAGCGACCAUACUGCUCCGAAAAUAUGGGUGAAUCCUCUCAUCUUUGCUUUCUCUCAGCAACGGUUUGGGCCGCGGGCUAUGACUGCGGACCGGGCAAACCGAGCUAUUACAGCACUGCAAGAUAUAGAGGAUCGCAUCUCCGGGUCACACGUGAUCAUUCACAGGCUCCUCGUGUAUCAGAAACUUCUGGAUCAAGCACGGCCCGUGAUGGUAGCCAGGAUAUCGGAUUGGCUACAACACCUCUUCCAUCCUAUGCUGAGCAGCGUUAAAGAGACCCGACUUCGGUCGAUUGAGGUAGGAACUGUGGCAGGGGUUACUAUAGGCGACGUGCCUCAGGUAUCAAGAGCCACGGUGGACAUCAUGGGCAAAGAAGUCGAAAAGGGAGGUACUUAUGGCGAGUAUUUCGCAGGUCGGUUGAGCAAGAUGUGUGUAGAUGAUGAUGCCGCUCCGCAUGUGCCGAACAUCUGGUCAGCCGUUAUGCUUCUGAUGAGGAGUCGGCGCAAGAAGAUCGAUCAAUGGAGGCUGUUGAAAAAAUGGCUAGAGGUCUUUCAAAAAUGCGUAAAUUCCGGUAACAAGGAAGUUGCGGCUCAAGCAAAUAUUGCCUGGAAUCGCUUCGUUUAUGCCAUGAAGCCUGACGAAUCGACUACACAGCCGGUCAGGAACCUGCUUCGGCAAGCUAUCCUUAGCCAGAUUGAACGACGCGGAACUGACAAGGAUGCACGACGGAUGAGACUGUCCGCUUUUUCAAGCUAUUGCAACCUCCUUUACUAUUCUCUCCCACCAUCAGCAUCACCCGAGCAUCUGGACCUGUACUGGAAAGAGUUUGUCACUGUUCCGCUUAGCAAGAUUGCUCAAAUCGACCAGAAAGGUGCGACUACUGCUUGUCGGGUCCUCGCGGCUCUGUUUAAGGGGAACAAGUCGCGCAUCUGGAACGAAAAUCUUGCGAUCGAAUCGUUCACUAUCGGUACCAAUGACCUUCCCAGCAUAGAUCCUCGGUGGACACGACAGAGGCUCAAAUCAGUUCUACAAGUGGUGGAGAUUUGCCUUGCUAACGGAUCCUGGGAUCGGAAAGAGCCGGUCAGCCCCAGCCCCAGCCCUACCGACUGGGUUUCUUCUGGUGUGUCCACCCAUGUCAUGUGGACUGCGCUUAUGCUGGCGGUAGCAGAAGCAGGCAGCAAAGAGGUCACUAUUUCAGUGGAACUCAAGGAGGCCAUCGCUCAUAUCAUGAACAUGUUGCAUCGCAUAUGGACCAACCGCCCGCUGUCUUUGGGCGGAGAUGGAGGCGACCAAGGGAGCUGGAUCGACAAGUUCGGCUUUCUGGUAACGACGACUUUUGAAACGUUAGGACCGGCUCCUUUUUCUGAUGCCAUACUUUCGCGGAACGCUGGUUCGGAUUUUGAAGCCAUCCUUACUCCUUCCCAUCGCUCAAAGGUUCGCGGGGCACUUCAGUCACCACUGCUCUUUUUGCUGGGGCUGGGCUCCACUUCCACCGACCUGGACGACUUGAAGCUGGGGAUUCUUGCGCGGCAGAUCAUACAGCUUUGUUGCAAUGCUAAGCCCUCGAGGAAACUCAAACUUGAACUUCUUAAAGACUGCGUCCAAAGCAUGACUGAGGAAUCGCGUCCUGAACUACAAUCAGGAAUGUGGUGCCUAGCCGCAGAUAUAGUGGCCUCUACCAUGCAACCGUCUGCCGAUGUCGACGCAUCUCAGCAGUCCGGGGAAGAAUACCGUUACGUCACCAAGGUCUUGACGGAUGGGCUGCGUUAUGAUGACGACCAUUCUUUAACUAUCAUUCGCGUUCUAUACGAAUCCUUGGUCUCGACAGUCCGCGAAGAGGGCGGUGACGGCGCUGUUGCUCUCGCGGUGACGGAGCCAUUAGCUGAAGUGCUGCGUUCACCAGUUGCACGGCAUUCUCAACUUGCAUCAGUCCACCUUUCGGCAUUGGCACUGACUGGGUUCGAUCACCCUCGACACCGAAAAGUAAUUGAGCAAGCACGUAAGACCCUGUGGGGUGUCAGUUCAGGUCCCCAGAAACCCACUGAUUUCGACCCAUACAAUCAUUUGUACGAAAUGAUUGUGUUGCAACUUCGAAAUACCUACGAGGUUCUCGUACCCGAGACCCGGUGCAUCGGUUCAACCGUCGCAUUGUUGUCGACUUUUUGCGCUUUGCUACAACAUUGGCCCAUGUCGUUUGCAUCAAUAAUGUUACGCAAAACACAAGUCGGUAUUGCUUUGUGGGUGGCGGAUGACGAGCAAAAAUUGGGCGAGGCAUCGGAUGCUUUGCAGGGUGCACGACAAGCAGUUGUAAAUUUGUGGAAUAUUGUCGCGACUGCUAUUGAAGGAUUGCCUCGUAAGGAUAGCAAUGUUCUCCGCCACUUGGAAGUCCUUGUUGCUUCUGGUUUGUCUAGCAGACGUAAAAGCAUCCUGAACAGGGCAAUUGAGAUGUGGAACGCUACAUUUGGCAAAGAGUCAAAUCUGCAAUAUCCAUCCAAGGUUGAGAAGGCACUCCGCAGGCUUCGGUCAAUUGUGGACCUGCAGCUCCCCAGCUUUCCUGAUGCUGCAGAUGGCGAUGAUACGGAAACAUUACCCGCAUUUACGUUUACGGAGUCCCAAGAUGACAUUCCAUCUUCAACCAGCAGGUAUCUUCCACCAUUAAGCCAUCGCCCACCGCCGGGUGCUCAACGACCCCCACCCUCUUCGUCUCCUCCUCCGCCUCUUGGGCCUUCUGCCCUAGCCCCAAGCACUCGCGUGGGGAACUCCGAUAAGCCUACGCCCAGGGCACGGCUGCGUCACGAUGAUUCUCAAAUACAAUUUGUUCCUAUUGAAUCUUCUCCCGCACCUGAGGCACCAGACUCUCAAAUGCUCACAGAGCGUCAAAAAGAAGUCAGGGAUAGGCAAAAAGAGGGGGUGGCUGCUAUGUUUCCCGAUAUUAGUUCGAGCCCUAUUAGGCAACCCAAAGAUCAACAUUUGGAUCUGCCCAUGUAUCACAAACCUGGCGAUACCCCGUCACUCAGUGAUGCUGAAUCUCGCUCUGCAACGCCGCUCGUUAGAGAACAGGACCUAGCCGCUCCAAACGAGGUUCCAAACUCAUCGCCGACACCCAAGUCCCGUCGCUCAAGCCAAAGCUCAGGCAACAUUGCUGCAUUCGCUCCGACGGCUGCCCAACCAACCAUAGCAAAGGCAGCAGUGGAACCAGAUAUCCCGUCGUCUCCUCCGCGCUUUGAUGAUGAGGUUCAAUCCGGUGCGGUGGAUUCAACGGUCAUUGAGGAUAGUUUCGUUGGAGAAAAGUCUGGCAAUCCUGAGAAAUCCGACAAGCCCGAGGAGAUGUUGGACGAGCUACUCGUAGAACAGCUUGUCAACAACGCCUCUCAUCUCUCCGAAAGCCACCUCGACGAUGCUGACAAUGACUCCUUACCGAUAUCUGAUUUUUCGUCAAUUCCAUCUAUCGCUUCAGAAGAUGUCGACGCGGCAAAUCAACUUGCCAAUGAAUUUCAAGCGAGCGCCGGUCGGAACAUUGCAAAUCAACCAGAUCAGCUGCCUGACGACACUACUAUUGCAGAAGAACAGACAGGAGAAAUUCAACAUGGUGCAGAUCCAGCGGAACAACAAGCUUCGCCGAGAGUAGACGAAGAGAUAAGUUCUUUCAUGGAUGUCGCAGAGAAUCUUCCACAAGGAACAGCUCCCACACCACAAGAGACAGCACCUGCGAAGAUUGUCAUCGAAGAGGAUGAUAUCUCAGAAACGAGGCUAGAAUCAUCUCAAGCAAACAUGACUGUGGAUCAUUCCUUGGGCGAAUCUCAAAUCUUCGAAAAAGAAGCCACUCCAUCACUUUCUACUACAAACGUGGAGGGUUUUAUUGUGCCUACGCAGAAGGAUGGUGAAUCUUCUUCGCUUGUUGAAAAGGGCUCGGCUAGCCAGUCUGCUUCACAAAAGCCUAGCUUGGUUCCUCAGCCUAAAAGCCCCGCAAUGCCGAAAUCGCUGAAGCGUAAGAAUACAACGCCAGUAUCAAGUAGCAAGGCUUCGAAGCGGACCAAGAGGCAGCCAGAUCCCCACGAGGAAUCAGACAGCAGCACGCACAGCGACGACAGCAUCCUUAGCUGUAUUGUUGUCGCCACAACAUCGCAGGAAAAACCAAGGACUGCUUUCCGUUACACCAGACCAAGCACUUCCCAGGAACAACCCGAAAUGGAGACUCCUGUUCCACCAAAAAAGCGAGCUCCGGCCAAAGAGCCCACUUCCGGAUCGUCUUCGCAGAGGUCAUCUAGGAGAAUAUCUGGGACAGUACCAGAGCUUAAUCAAGGCUUGCAGCCAAGAAAGCGGAAGACAAGGUCCUCACAAUCAACCGAGGCGGACAACAGCAUGCAUGAGGACACGGUGAUCGCUGAGACGCCAGCACCAAAGAAGCGCAGGGGAAGAAAGCCCAAGGCGUCCAGUUCACAAAACUCUGCCGAUGCUUCACAGGCUUCACAAGCUUCGGGCGUUCGCGUCUUUAGUCACGUUGAGGUGCUCUCGAGCAGCGGCUCCCCGAUUUCGUCGCAUCGACCGUCCAUGGAGAGGGGACACGAUGGAGAAGGGUUGACGGCGGUGGAUGCUUAUCAGGACGGAGAGGUCAAAGCAGAAAAUGAAGAAGAGGACAAGGGCAGUAGGGCGGAGGCGGAGGCGGAGGGCGAGGCUCAGACUCAGGGUGUUGAGCAAGAUGUUCAGGAUUGGCCCAGGUUACAGCCCAGGAGCAUCCUUUCCAAAUUGAAGCAGAUCCUGGCCGACUGCAAACAGCUUGUGUUGAGGCGGGAGGAGGAGAGGGAGUUUGAUGAGGCGCUGUUUGAAGUAAGGAGGGAGAUACAUGAAGCGGGCCGGCGCGGGCGCGAGGAGAUCCCUGACAUUUCCACUGCCCCGCACACCAUCUCCGACUCCCCGACACGACAUCAUCCUCCUGCCGACACCAUGGUUGACCGCCCGCACAAGCCGCAGCCCCUCCCCAACACGGCAAAGGCCGCCUCGGACGCGCCCCAGCCCGUCGUCGACAUCUCCUCAGACAACAGCCGCGUGACGGCUCGCCUGCCCACGGGCGAGAGCGUCGAGGUCCUGCUGUACGGCGCGACAGUCAUCAGCUGGAAGAACGCAGACGGCAGCGAGAACCUCUGGCUGAGCGAGAAGGCGGCACUCGACGGCAGCAAGCCCGUGCGGGGCGGUAUUCCGGUUGUCUUUCCGGUCUUCGGCCCCCCGCCCGCCGACCACGCCACCUCGGCGUUGCCGCAGCACGGCUUCGCGCGGAACUCGCGCUGGGAAUUCCUGGGCAAAUCGACCUCCGAGUCGGGCAGCAGCAAGACGGCGUCGGACGACUGCGUGAAGCUCGACUUUGGCCUGUACUCUGCGAGCCUGGCGCCCGAGGCGCGCAAGGCGUGGCCGUCUGACUUCGGUCUCGUGUACAGCGUCACGCUGGGCCGUGAUGGGCUGCAGACGGUCAUGAACGUCCGCAACGAGGGCCAGGAGGCGUUUGAGUUCCAGGUCCUGCUGCACAGCUACCUGCGCGUUGAGGACAUCACCCGCGCCAGCGUGACGGGCCUGCUCGGCGUGUCCUACACGGACAAAGUGCUCAACGCCAGCAUGCACACGCAAGGCGACGCGAACCUGACCAUCACGGGCGAGACGGACCGCGUGUACGCGGCAAUUCCGCAAUCGACGACGACGGUGUUGGCGGGCGACAAGCCGCGCUUCGACGUGGUGCGCGACAACCUGCCGGACACGGUUGUGUGGAACCCGUGGAAGGAGAAGGCGGCCGCCAUGGGCGACUUCGCCCCCGACGACGGCUACAAGCACAUGCUGUGCGUCGAGGCCGGCAGCGUCAAGGGCUGGGCCACGCUCGAGGCCGGCGACACCUGGGAGGGCGGCCAAACUAUCAAGUCCCUGCUUUAGAUGUGCUAAGGUACUACCUAGGUGCCUCGUAGGUGGAGGGCGAGCGGGCGCUGGCGCAGCUGCCGAUGCGUGCGUGCGUGCAUGCGUGCAUGCUUGUUCAGCAGCUCGGCUUGUGGCGAGGCGAAUGGGGACCUGGGGUGCUAGGUAGGCGCCACAGCCAUGUAGGGGGUUUCAACACUGCUGCCAUCGCCGUUGUCGAAGGGCGAGAGCUGUCGCCGCAGUGCCAAGCAAAUGCGCUUUCUCUGCGAGGAGGCCAUACGACGUGACGCACAGCACUAUAUGAGAUAGAAGCAAGCAAACACCGAAAAUGGAAGCUUCCAUGUUUUACGAC
Molecule: messenger RNA, 7071 nt
Organism: Aplosporella prunicola CBS 121167
Lineage: Eukaryota; Fungi; Ascomycota; Dothideomycetes; Botryosphaeriales; Aplosporellaceae
Exons: 6
Coding region: 45-6740 (2231 amino acids)
Biological process (GO): carbohydrate metabolic process
Molecular function (GO): carbohydrate binding; isomerase activity
Source: RefSeq, a predicted model, not a curated record